GUCCACCGAAAAGAAUAAAAAUAAACGAGGAAUCGAUUCCGAAAGAAAAGGAUGUGCCUAAUAUCAUUCCUGAAUCCUAUAGUUCGCAGAAUUCAAAUAGUAAAGAAUCCUCAUCAUUAUCAAAAGUAAAUGACAGUAAAGAAUCCUCAUCAUCAUCAAAAGUAAAUGACAGUAAAGAAUCCUCAUCAUCAUCAAAAGUAAAUGACA
Scutellospora calospora is the source of this 207-nucleotide messenger RNA. NCBI's taxonomy places the organism in Eukaryota, Fungi, Glomeromycota, Glomeromycetes, Diversisporales, Gigasporaceae. The record is from the annotation of a GenBank genome assembly.